UUCGAUGCAUUAUUUCGUGGGGACUGCUCUCUGGAGGCGAGAGGAAUAGAUGCCAUGACACCAGACUGUAAAAACUGGUGGACUCCCACAGCUCAGUAUUACUACAAGCAAGCAAGUCGGUGUCCCACAAUUGAGCCUCCGGAGCUCGGUGAGGACUACGCAUUCAUUCCCAACCGGAAUAUUGACUCGGACUUCUUGCAUGUGCUGGCUGCGACGUCGGCAUCCUACGAAGCCUUCCGUGCUCUUCCCGCGUCGCAGAGAAAUCGCGUGCUGCCCACGCUCAACUAUACAGCAGAACAACUGUUCUUUGUGGUGAACUGUGCUUUACGUUGUUGUGAUGACAAAGCUAACCGUGCUGCCGACGACAACUUAUUUUGCGAAGCUGACAUCUUCUUCUGCGCAAUGUCAUCCGGCUGCAACAGCGUUGCCAAGCGGAUGCCCGAGUUUGCCGCAGCCUUUCACUGUGCCGCAGGAUCCAAGAUGAACCCACGUGACUCGUGUGCGUUUUGACCACUGCUUGCCUUCUGGGACAUUCGAACAAGUGCCUAAGACAGAAGUGAUUGGGGGGCUAGUUCUCGAUAUUAUGGCAGUUCUUCUAUUCGUGUUAGGUUACUUUCUCGACAUGUUGGUAUUAUGGUCAAAUGGUCAAUAUUCGCUUUGUUUGCGCAUUACGAUGGAGUAAUAUUGAUUACUUUGUUAAGUGUUCUUCAGUUAAGUUUACUUGAGUGCGCAUGCUAAUGACACGAUGACUUGAAGUUAUGAUUACGAAGAUUACGAUUUGUGUGUACACAGAGUUGUCCGGAGAUUUUGUACUGUG
Messenger RNA from Rhipicephalus microplus (southern cattle tick), 817 nucleotides. RefSeq lists its product as uncharacterized. The record is from RefSeq and is a predicted model, not a curated record. NCBI's taxonomy places the organism in Eukaryota, Metazoa, Arthropoda, Arachnida, Ixodida, Ixodidae.